CAUUCAACCUCUACUUAUGUUGGUCGGCACUGAUAUCACACACGAACGAACGGAAGAAAAAAUUAAUUAGAUCCCACUGCUGCAAUCUGUUUAAUUUUUGUUUUUCCUAAAACUUUAAAAAGUUUACGCUGCAUUGAAAAUUGGAAUUAAUAAUGGCUGCUACAUCGAGAACACUACUAAAACUUCGAGAUAGCUUCUCUGCCGGUGUCCGUUUUAGCUCGGAAUAUGCCAAGACUCGCGGCAAUUUACAAUUAACCGGAGAUUCUCGUGUGAUUUGCCAAGGAUUUACCGGCAAACAAGGUACUUUCCAUAGUCAGCAAGCUUUGGAGUAUGGUACCAAACUCGUUGGUGGAAUCUCUCCCAAAAAAGGUGGCACUACACAUCUUGGCUUACCGGUGUUUGCUUCGGUAGCUGAAGCGAAAAAAGCCACCGAUCCCCAUGCAACUGUUAUCUAUGUGCCACCACCAGGUGCUGCUGCUGCUAUUUUGGAAGCGCUGGAGGCAGAAAUUCCAUUGAUUGUGUGCAUUACCGAAGGAGUUCCACAACAUGAUAUGGUGCGCGUAAAACAUGCUCUCUUAACGCAAAGCAAGUCACGUCUUGUUGGACCUAACUGUCCGGGUAUCAUUGCGCCAGAAAGAUGCAAAAUUGGCAUUAUGCCUGGCCAUAUUCACAAACGUGGUAAAAUCGGUGUAGUAUCACGUUCAGGUACACUCACCUAUGAAGCCGUAAAUCAGACCACAGAAGUUGGCCUUGGACAAACAUUGUGUGUUGGUAUUGGUGGUGAUCCGUUUAACGGCACUGAUUUCAUCGAUUGUCUCGAAAUCUUCUUGAAGGAUCCUGAUACUAAAGGAAUCAUAUUAAUCGGUGAAAUUGGUGGUGUUGCUGAGGAAAAGGCUGCUGAAUAUUUGACACAACAUAAUAGCGGCAUCAAAGCCAAGCCGGUUGUAUCGUUCAUUGCCGGUCUGUCCGCUCCACCUGGUCGUCGUAUGGGCCAUGCUGGUGCCAUUAUCUCAGGUGGUAAGGGUGGGGCUGGCGACAAAAUUAAAGCGCUCGAAAAAGCUGGUGUUAUUGUGACCAGGAGUCCUGCACAAAUGGGCAAGGAAUUGUACAAAGAGAUGAAGCGUCUGGAGUUAGCCUAGAAUUUAGCCAAAAACUAUAAAGCAGCAGCAACAUAAGCCAACAAGCAACUGAAAAACUAUAUGAAUGCAAAUAUACGAGCGACAAACUAAGUAAAAUGUAAAUGUGUAAUACGACGUCCUGGGAAAUGCAUGAUGGGCCUUUGAAAGAUGAAUUAAAUAAUUAUAACAAAGAAAUUACAUGGGACAGAAUCACUUGUGCAUAGCGUUAGUACACGUAACUGCCGAAAGCAAAGUGCGAAACAAAAUAAUCACGAAUACAAUUGCCACAAAAAUAGUAUCAGAACCAAAUUAAUGAAAUAGUACAUAUUACCACCAAGUUAUACUAAUCCAUCAUGAGCCUUUAGGUUUACAAUGUAAAAUAUGCACUCAAAUUGCACCGAAGUUAAGAUUUACACUGCACUUUAUAUUUAAAUUAAGCGAUCGUGCAAAAUAUUUUUGCCUGUGCUAUGUUUUUUAUUUAGAAAUUAUUCACUAUGUGAGCUGCAUGCACUAAAAACUGUACAUGUAUAAUAACAAAACACAAUCCUAUUUGUCAGCAAAAAAACCUAUUUGUGAUUAGGCUGAAAGUGUUAAAUUGAAAUAUUAAAUAAAAGUGAAUCGUUAUAAACGCAUAAAUAAGAAAAAAACUUCGCUAAUUAACUAUCGACAUGAACAAAAGUAAAUGUUAUAAUGUGUACAUCUGUAUGUAUGCACUUUAAUAAAAUGUAUUAAAUAAAAAAAUUAA
Molecule: messenger RNA, 1863 nt
Organism: Anastrepha obliqua
Lineage: Eukaryota; Metazoa; Arthropoda; Insecta; Diptera; Tephritidae
Gene: Scsalpha1
Product: succinate--CoA ligase [ADP/GDP-forming] subunit alpha, mitochondrial
Exons: 5
Coding region: 153-1139 (328 amino acids)
Biological process (GO): tricarboxylic acid cycle
Cellular component (GO): mitochondrion; succinate-CoA ligase complex (ADP-forming)
Molecular function (GO): succinate-CoA ligase (ADP-forming) activity; succinate-CoA ligase (GDP-forming) activity
Source: RefSeq, a predicted model, not a curated record